AUGAAGACAUAUCUUCGUAGUCAUGUGGCCCAUGAAAUCCAUGUUGCAUUGAUCCACUUCCAAGACCUUAUUCCAGUAAUGGAUAAAUAUAUUUACAAUGACGGAACUACCAAGGUCUUGAUGAGUCUAACAGGAACUAUACCCAUCCUUUUUAACGAUAAGAAUUACAACAUUCCUAUAAAUUUGUGGCUUGAGGAAAGCUAUCCUCAGUCGGCCCCCAUCUGCUAUGUCAGACCAAUGCGGGAGAUGAUGAUCCUGCGAGGAAACUACGUCUCAGGCAAUGGUGACGUCAUGUUGCCAUACUUGCAUGAAUGGAAGCAGGGGAAAUGUGACCUGGUGAGCCUUCUGCAGGUGAUGGUUGCCACGUUUGGAGAUCACCCCCCCAUCUGUAUGCGACCUUAUUAUCCCCAGCCUACACAAGCAUCCUGUAAGUAAAUGUACCCAUAAGCCAAAAAAAAAGUACAAGUUAAAACCAUCGCAGCAGCACAGAGAACCUUAGUGGUUUGUUAGCAUGGCUUACCCCACAGUCACUAACAUGGGCUCCAUUUUCAUGGAACGCACAAGUGUGUUGGGCAUAAAAGAAGCACUAGCCUGGAUGCACCAGUUUGGUAGUUUAUUGACACACUGUUCUGCACAAAGCUGGGCUUUCCAGCGUAAACGAAGACUUCGCUAAGCCCACAUGACAAUUUGGUGACUGACAAUCAGUUUAAGCUUACACCUCGACAGACAAAAUCUGACUUUCGAGCGAUGGUCUAACACACUAUUUUGGUGGCCUGGUUGAAGGGAGCUCCGUUGAUGUGUGGUGUAUUUAAUUAAUAAACUUGGGAACGACAUGCAUUGAAAACUGAACCAUUGCAUAAAUUAAAACAUUGAAUUUACUGUUUCUACUCAACCCAGUGGCUAUGGAUAUGAUGUGAAUGGGCGUAUAACACACAAACACACACAAACGAUCGAAUUAAGACACUGUUCGAGGGCCCACUUAACAGGCCAGAUCAGAGGUUGCGCUAGACAUUUUCGUUGUCUGUCAUUUUGACUGACAGGGUCAUAAAAAUCCGGUCAUAAUCUAUUUUUACCUGUCACUUAAAUUUUUAAAAUGAUAAUGAUGACAUUUUCAAUAGUAUUUAGUUUUCAUUCAUUUUUAAUUAAUAUUGUAACGCUUGCUUGGCGGCGAAAAAUUAGACACGGAAGUCGUGGUAUUUUUCUCCCUCUUUUUAACUCUGCUUACGGCCAACAACACCAACAAAACAACAACUCCGCCCCAAAAGAAAAAGAGGCAACUAUAAAGACCCCAAUCACCAACGUCACACAAUGAUCUUAAUUGUGGUUGUCAGCCCAAAAUCUUCUAAAUAUAUAUUAAAUGCAUCUUACCAGAUAUAAAAUGACUACUACAUAGUCUGUGGUGAUCGUUUGGUGCCCAGAUUUCUUGUCGAAUUACAGCAGUCCCUCUCGCUCUCCUCUUCGGGUCUCUCAGAAUACGGUAGAACUUCAAGUCUCUCCGUCUAUCUUCUCUGUUACUGCAACCAACCGCCACACACGCCUUCACCAUUUUGAUUAUUAAUGUUAACGAGCAGAAAAACACGCGGUAAUAGGAGGCAUGUACGUAGCGGUAAUGUGUAAACACAACGAGCUGACACACAAUAUGGCGGCCCCAGUCAGGGGGGGCGGAGUUGUGACGUCAUGUGAUUGCGGUCUAUAGACCCUACUCACCUACGUCACAAAAUGACGUAGGUGAGUAGCGGUGUAUCCGGCCGCCAUAUUGUCCGUAUUUUUUAGACCUAUUCUCAUUGUUUUCAAUUAGUCGUGCAAGUUAUAGAGCAAUUCAUGGAAGCCCCGGUGUUAUCUGACGCUGUAAACUCAUUGGAUGGGUUGCAUAAAAGGCGUUAUGUGGAAAAGCUUCAGUUUAUCCAUUCGCCAGAUCCAUAUUUGAUGCCUAAAUCGAUGUUUUUCGACCCGCUGUCUUCGCCGUCUUUGCCUGACAUCUUCUACACUGAUAUUUACAACUAUCUUGUCCACACAAAAUCAGCCUAUUCUCACGAAAGUUUGAAAAACUUUAAGAGCUUGGAUGCUUAUAAAUACUUCGUUGCUGGUUGGGUGAAACAGGUCCUCGUCCACGAAAAUUCGGCAGGAAUCUAUCUUGUGCUCGGGAA
Molecule: messenger RNA, 2147 nt
Organism: Corythoichthys intestinalis (scribbled pipefish)
Lineage: Eukaryota; Metazoa; Chordata; Actinopteri; Syngnathiformes; Syngnathidae
Exons: 5
Coding region: 1-435 (144 amino acids)
Biological process (GO): endosome to lysosome transport; protein modification process; protein transport
Cellular component (GO): ESCRT I complex
Molecular function (GO): ubiquitin binding
Source: RefSeq, a predicted model, not a curated record